AUGUCAUCAACAUACACCCGGUGGAUUUAUCAUGGAGAAUUAGUUGAUACAGAAGAUGUCGAAUAUUUGGAACAGGUACAUGAAACUAACCAUAAUGAAGGGACAGAUGUGGGCGGGUAUGAACCCGAGGAUGACAAUGGAGUUCCAGAGUUAAUAGGUGAACUAUACACUGCGGCAGGGGAAGAUGGACAGCCACCAAGGUUUGCUAGAAUUCUUGAAGAUGCGAAGCAGGUACUUUGCCCAGGAUCUAACCAUUCAAGAUUUUCCUUUCUUGUGAGGCUGCUCCAUAUCAAGUCAUAUUAUCGAAUCAGCAAUACAGCUUUCACUGAAUUAUUGAAGUUGUUGUCCUCGGCAUUCCCUCAAUGUCAAUUACCAAAAUCUUAUGAUGAGGCAAAGAAAUAUCUUCGUGAAUUGGGCCUUGGAUAUGUGUCGAUCCAUGUGUGCAAGAAUAAUUGUGUGCUAUUUCGGAAGGAAUAUGCCAAUAUGGAUCUAUGCCCAAUAUGUGGUGAAUCCAGAUGGGAAGAUGGGGUUGGCGACAGGAAGGUUCCUCGCAAAGUUUUGAGGCAUUUUCCACUUAUCCCAAGGUUAAAGAGGAUAUUUGCAUCAAAACGAACAGCUGAAGACACACAGUGGCACAAAAUCAAGCGGAAGCCAGUGGAUAAUGAAAUGAGCCAUGCAGCAGAUGGGGAGGCUUGGAAGGACUUCGACAGAAAGUAUCGAACUUUCGCAGAAGAUGCAAGGAAUAUGAGGCUUGCCAUAGCUACAGAUGGAUUCAAUCCAUUUGGCAAGGUGAGCAAUUCGUAUAGCAUGUGGCCUGCCCUUGUUAUGCCUUUGAAUCUACCACCAUGGGAAUCUGUCGAUCCAUCGAACUGCAUUAUGUCAUUACUGAUCCCAGGUCCAACAUCUCCAGGAAAGGAUUUUGAUUUAUUCUUGGAGCCUCUGAUAGAAGAAUUGCUUGAAUUAUGGAUAGGUGUUAGUACUUAUGAUGCAUUCAGUGCUAGAAAGUUCAAUCUUCGUGCCGCCAUGCUAUGGUGCAUACAUGAUUAUCCAGCUCUAAGCACCUUGUCAGGGCGAACUACAAAAGGUUAUUAUGCAUGCAUUCAUUGUGACAAAAAUUCGUUGUCACGAGCACUAAGAAAUAAGAUAGGCUACUUUGGCCACCGUUGUUUCCUUCCAAGGACACACGCUUGGCGAAGAAGCCAUGCUUUUGAUGGACACCAUGAAAACCAGGUUGAGCCAGGAAAAUUCAGCACAGAUGAGGUCCUCGAGCAGUUAGAGAAGGUGAAAGAUGUUAGACCGGGUAAGCAUGAUACAAGUAAGAAAAGAAAACGUGGAGAGGAUGAAGGGCCACUAAUUUAUAGCCGCAAAGUAAGUCUGUGCAAGCUCCCAUAUUGGAAAGAUUUGUUGCUGCCACAAAAUCUUGAUGUGAUGCACAUUGAGAAAAACAUAUGUGACAACAUUUUGGGCACAUUGCUCAAAAUCGAGGGCAAGACAAAGGACACAGUCAAUUCGAGGAUAGAUUUGCAUGAUAUGAACAUAAGACAUAACUUGCACUUACAGCAGGAUGGCAACUCAGUUCGCAUCCCACAAGCUCGCUAUGUCUUGAAGAAGGAACAAAGAAUUGAGUUUUGUAACUUCCUCAAAGGUGUCAAGUAUCCACAUGGAUAUGCAGCCAACCUAGCAAGAUGCAUAAGUUCAGAUGGUUCCAAGGUGCAGGGGCUCAAAACUCAUGACUGCCAUGUCCUUCUCCAAAGAAUUAUACCUGCCGGCAUAAGAGGAUUUGUGGACAAGGAUAUAUACGAAGCAAUUGCAGAGCUUGGUAACUUCUUCAGGGAAUUGUGUAGUAGAAAUCUAAGGAUAGAUGUCCUCAAACGACUGAAAAAAGACAUCCCGCUGAUCCUAUGCAAACUUGAGAAAAUUUUUCCUCUAGCCUUCUUUGACGUGAUGGUGCACUUGGCCAAUUCCAUGCGGAACAGGGCUAGGCCUGAAGGAUCAAUUGCUGAGGCCUAUGUAGCAAGUGACACCUUGACAUUUUGUUCAAGGUACAUGGAGGAUGUUGACACUAGAUUUAAUCGGGACGCCCGUCAUGGGGAUGGGCCAUUGGAUGGUAACAGCUCUGUUUUUAUGCAUGAUGUUAAACUCAUAGGAUCCACUAGGAUACAGUACAUGGAGGAUGAAAUCAUGGAUAAGCUAGUUUGCAUGCAUAGAGAAGAGUUGGAGAAAGAAGAUGCACAUGAUGUUGACAGAAGACUUGAAAAAGGAUUUGCUAGGUGGUUUAAGACUCAUAGUUGUGCAUCUUGCAUUGUCAACGGAGUCAGGUAUAGCACUGUUGACCGUGAGAAAUACCUCCAAACGCAGAAUAGUGGUGUAAUGGUUGAUGGUACACAUGAAGGGGAUAACAUUGAAUUUUAUGGUGUCCUUAGGGAGAUUCUUGAGUUGCAGUAUAACUCUGAUCUAGAUAUCUAUCGAUCGGUGGUUCUUUUCCGUUGUGAUUGGUUCAAUCAAGUUGGCAAGACAAGAGGAGUUAGGGAUGACGGGCAUUUCAAAUCCAUCAACAUCCAAUCAUUUUGGUACAAGGAUGACCCUUUCAUUUUAGCAACUCAAUCGAAGAAGAUAUUUUACUUGCAGGACACCUCUUUGGGCAACGAAUGGCGAAUUGUGCAGAAAUUCGAACAUAGGAACAUGUAUAAUGUGUCUGAAAAAGAUGACCACAUUUUUGAUGUACACCAAGAUGAUAAUUGUUCUGAUACAGAACAUGAAGUGCAUGAAGGUAAUGCUGAUGAGGAUCUAGACCAUUUGCAGGAAGAUGGAGAAGUUACUAUUAUUGAAGCUAAUUUAGAAGACCUUAACAACCAAGCUAACUUGACUGAAGACAGUAGGGAUGAUGCAGAUGAAGAUGACACAAUAUUGCAGUACUGUAGUGACAUUGGCAAUGGGAACGCUGAAGAUGACAUGCCGGAAGACACCGAUGAUGAUUAA
This is a messenger RNA of Oryza sativa Japonica Group (Japanese rice), 2979 nucleotides long. The record is from RefSeq and is a predicted model, not a curated record. NCBI's taxonomy places the organism in Eukaryota, Viridiplantae, Streptophyta, Magnoliopsida, Poales, Poaceae.